Molecule: messenger RNA, 930 nt
Organism: Tetrahymena thermophila SB210
Lineage: Eukaryota; Ciliophora; Oligohymenophorea; Hymenostomatida; Tetrahymenidae
Product: cyclic nucleotide-binding domain protein
Exons: 11
Biological process (GO): activation of GTPase activity; nucleocytoplasmic transport
Cellular component (GO): cytosol; perinuclear region of cytoplasm; nucleus
Molecular function (GO): GTPase activator activity; small GTPase binding
Source: RefSeq, a predicted model, not a curated record
AUGUUUAAAAAUCAAAUUGGUGCAAUUGGUGCAUUAGACUUAGGUUCUGCUUUAGCAAAUUGCAUUAAUCUCUCAAAUUUGACACUUCAUCUUAAGUCUAAUUUAAUUGGUGAUGAAGGUGCAUCAGGCUUAAGUUCUGCUUUAGCAAAGUGCAUUAAUCUCUCAAAUUUGAAGCUUAAACUUGAUAGGAAUUAAAUUGGUGCAGUAGGUGCAUCAGGCUUAGGUUCUGCUUUAACAAAUUGCAUUAAUCUCUCAAAUUUGACACUUCUUCUUAGUUAAAAUUAAAUUGGUGCAGUGGGUGCAUCAGGCUUAGGUUCUGCUAUAGCGAAUUGCAUUAAUCUCUCAAAUUUGACACUUUCCCUUCAUGACAAUUAAAUUGGUGUAGUGGGUGCAUCAGGCUUAGGUUCUGCUUUAGCGAAUUGCAUUAAUCUCUCAAAUUUGACACUUUACAUUGGUUUUAAUUAAAUUGGUUCAGUGGGUGCAUCAGGUUUAGGUUCUGGUUUAGUGUAUUGCAUUAAUCUCUCAAAUUUGACACUUUACCUUCAUUACAAUUAAAUUGGUGAUGAAGGUGCAUUAGGCUUAGGUUCUGCUUUAGCGAAUUGCAUUAAUCUCUCAAAUUUGUCACUUGAACUUUUUGGAAAUUAAAUUGGUGCAAUGGGUGCAUCAGGCUUAGGUUAUGCUUUAGCGAAUUGCAUUAAUCUCUCAAAUUUGACACUUAACCUUAGUAAGAAUUAAAUUGAUCCAGUAGGUGCAACAGACUUAUGUUCUGCUUUAGCAAAUUGCAUUAAUCUCUCAAAUUUGACACUUGACCUUGACCUUAGGAAUUAAAUUGGUGAUGAAUGUGCAUCAGCUUUAGGCUCUGCUUUAGCAAAUUGUAUUAAUCUCUCAAGUUUGACACUUAAUCUGUAAAAAUAGUUUAUUUAUAUUUGA